Messenger RNA from Penaeus chinensis, 2313 nucleotides. RefSeq names its product cyanocobalamin reductase / alkylcobalamin dealkylase-like. Gene Ontology annotation, molecular function: FAD binding; cyanocobalamin reductase (cyanide-eliminating) (NADP+) activity; demethylase activity. The coding region runs from base 602 to 1375 and encodes 257 amino acids. Lineage: Eukaryota; Metazoa; Arthropoda; Malacostraca; Decapoda; Penaeidae. The transcript has 6 exons. Gene Ontology annotation, cellular component: cytoplasm. The record is from RefSeq and is a predicted model, not a curated record. Gene Ontology annotation, biological process: cobalamin metabolic process.
CAUAUGAAAUUAACGAACUCGAGGAAUUGAAUAAUUGCCUUACGUCGCUAUUUCAAGCAAGUGCACGGGCGCUUCAAUAAGGGUUGCGCUAUCGAUUUACGUAUUACCUAUAUCUAACCAACCUCACACUUGUAUUCAUAAGAUUAUGCCAUAUAUCACAAGAAACAAGUGGAAGGUCAUUCAAUCUCUGUAUUUAAUGAGUUACCAUGAUAACUGAUUAUGAAACCCGGAUUUAAUCUCCUGUUUCCCGGAGGCGGAAAGUUCCAGGCAGAAGGGAUCUGAUGGUACGUGUUCAACGACCCUUUUUUUAAUGACAAGGUUGUUAUGCAGCAGUUGGGACAUACAAGACACGUGGGAAAGACUUGAUUCAUUCCGUGGUAAAGGCAGCCCUACAAGCAGGAUACAGAGCUUUUGAUACAGCAGCUGUGUACAGGAAUGAAACUGAAAUAGGUGAUGCCCUCAAGCAGCUUUUACCUGAGUUUGGCCUGGAAAGGAAGGAUGUAUUUAUUACUUCAAAACUGAAUUCAUGAAAGGGUGAAAAAUUAUGAAAAAAACUGAUAUUUAACGUAUUUUCAUCUCAAGAAGGUAAAAUCAAGCAAUCAUGGAGGAGCCAAAAGAGAUCAGAAAUAUCUCUCUUUUUGAACUUACAGAAAUUUCACACAAACUACAUUUGGAACUCACCCCUCGUGGAUUUGAAUUCCAUCCUUUUAAGAUUGGCUGGUACAACAAACAUGUUGCUGAAUCUUUUCAGUUGCCUUAUCAUGAAGACACAGUGGCAUUUGUGGUGAUUAGUACACCCAGCAUGUUUGAGAAAGCCUUCUUGCCAUUCGUGAUAGAGUUGGAUUGUCAGAGGUCUUCACAGGACCCACUUGACCAGUGCAUGGUGCACUGCUUCUCAACCAUCAGUGAAAUAUUCCCUGCAGACAAGGUCAUCAUUAUGCAUGACUUUGAGCUAUCUCCAAACCGACGCCCCAAAGUCCUUAUGCAAACCGCGGGCCAUGUGUCAGGGGCUGUACGAUAUUACCAGAGGACAGACCUUAAGUCUGAUCCAUUUGACCCCAGCAGGAAGGUGUUCGGUGCUUGCCUCCACCCACGUUAUGGUGGUUGGUUUGCUCUGCGUGGUGUGGUCAUAUUUCCACAGUUUGUCUGUCCUGAGCUGAAGCCACAGCAGCCCAAAGACAUCCUGCAGAGUGAUGAGGAAUUGGUUGAACUGCUGAAGCGCUACAAUGACCACUGGCAAGACUGGACUUUUAGAGACAUCAUCUCGGUGAAAGAGAAAUACUCGGAACAACAAAAAGAGUACUUUGGCACGAAGCCGGGAGAGAGAAAAACACUCAUUGAGAAGUAUCGCGCAACUCUGAAAGGAAAUGCAUAGAGAGAUACACUCAUAUAUUUUUGUUGAUUUUGAUUAUUCAGCAUAAAGCUAUGAUAGUAUAAUGAAAAAUUAACAAGUAUAACAAAGUGAAUAACAGUGUGAUCACUGAUUCCUUUGGUUUUCAGUUUUAAGGGUUUCUUGUUAGCGUUCCUCUUUUAUUUUGAUAUUUGAAGUAAUGAUAACCUGGUUCAUUUAAGAAACAUGGAUUUAGACUUCUAUCAUUUCUGUGCAAUGUGCCAUAAUGUUCGUCAUUUAAAAUACUUCCAUAUCUUAUUCAUAAAUAAUUUUGCUUCUCUUCCACUUUUAACUAACCUUAAUUUGAACAAUCUUUCAACAAAGCUUUUUGAUCAUGGCAUAAGUGGAAGUGGAAUGGCUAAAAAUUACUGUAUAAGAAUGAGAAAUUAGACCAAUCAUUUUUGUCAUGCAAUGUAAGGCUUAUCAGUGGGAAUCAUAAAUUGUGAUAAAAUCCUUCACAAAUGUUUAAAGAUUAAAAAUCAUCUUGUCCUUAAUUUUGUUUGUGACCGCAUCUGUUAUAACUUGGUUGUGACAAUUUCUCUUUGUGCUGUGUAAAUUGUACAAACUUAGUAGAAUAGAGGGAAUUAGAUCUUCAGAUUUUGGGAGAGUCAUAGAAAAAUUAUUUAGGACACUCCACCUCCAGCUGAGGCAACUUUAGCCCAUGCAGUGUACUAUCUUUGCAGAUUGUAAACUGCUUGCUUAGUGUGUGGAUAUAUAAUUCAGGGUAGCUUAUUCUAGUUCGUAUCUGGAGGUAUGUAGGAUUUGUUGUGCAGAAGUGUGCAAUUCAGGUGUCAUAUUAGAGGAUGGUUUUAUAGCUGGCUUUUGCAGUCUUUUUCCCUUCCUUUUUUUUUAAAUUUUCCUCCUCCUCCUCCUCCUCCUCCUCCUCCUCCUCCUCCUCCUCCUCCUCCUCCUCCUCCUCCUCC